AUGACUGGAUCCACACAAGAAGUUCUGAAUCCCUCUGAAGACGUAGAGACUCAAUCGGUACAUGCUAGGUCUCAAUCUCAAAAUAGUGAACCCAGUCUUGCCAUGGAACAAUUUAGAAGGUUAAUGAGGGAAUUGCGUGAAACAAAAAAGACAGAUGAGGCGUUGAAGAAGGCUGAAGCGAGAAAUGUCGUAGAAGAUGGCGAAUGGGGCUACAGGGGAAAAGGAUCGAAAAAGGUAAAAGAUGUUGAUUUGCGAGAACAAAUUGAGAUGACUGUGAAGGGAUACAAGCCACAAACCCCAGCGGAGCUUGCCUUAGAAGCGCAGAUGGCGCUUGAAGGAGACGAUGAGGCCCUCAUGUGCAAGUUGUUCCCCUCAAGUCUUUCGGGAUCAUCUUUAACGUGGUUCAAACAACUGAAACCGAGGUCUAUCGGAAGUUUCACAGAUCUCUAUGAAGUGUUCAUAUCUCAAUAUGUCUGUAAUCGGAGGCCAAGAAAAGAUGUUACGAUCUUGUUCAGCACCAAACAAAAUGUUGGCGAGAGCCUCAAGAGCUACAUUACUAGGUUCACAGAAGAGAUGUCUACCCUAGAAGAAUGUGACUUUCACAAUGCCGCUUUGGCAUUCCGAGAAGGGGUGUUGCCUGGAUCGAAGAUGCGUAGGUCGUUAAUCGAGACACCACUACUGGACAUGAGGAAAGUGAUGGCCCGAGCUGAUGGAAUCAUCAGAUUAGAGGAAGAGGAAUUUAUCCAAUCAAAGCGGGCCACCGUGACUAUUGCUGCAUCUCCAGCGGACAUUACCGUGCUUACCUUGAAACCCACGACUUAG
This is a messenger RNA of Malus domestica (apple), 822 nucleotides long. RefSeq lists its product as uncharacterized. The record is from RefSeq and is a predicted model, not a curated record. NCBI's taxonomy places the organism in Eukaryota, Viridiplantae, Streptophyta, Magnoliopsida, Rosales, Rosaceae.